Molecule: messenger RNA, 1611 nt
Organism: Monomorium pharaonis (pharaoh ant)
Lineage: Eukaryota; Metazoa; Arthropoda; Insecta; Hymenoptera; Formicidae
Exons: 3
Coding region: 1-1611 (536 amino acids)
Source: RefSeq, a predicted model, not a curated record
AUGCCGACCACGAGCGAUAAACUCCGCACCGGCGGACCAGCCAAACAGGAGAUAAUGGACGGAGGGACCACGGCCGACGACAGCAGCGCAGACGAAAUCGAAACUGUCCGAGGGACCCCCCGAACACGACGCCGGGGUACCUUCUCGGACACCGCCGCACUACUCGAUACCGUCCGCAAGUGGGGUGCCAACCAGGCGCUACUCUGGUAUCGCAACAACCGGGACGACUGGAGGAGCUGGGCAGACUUUGAGAAGGAUUUCCGGCGAUACUUCGUGCCCACCAGGACCCGCUUCGAACUAGAGGCCGAAAUCGCCCGCCGAACUCAGGGGCCGAACGAGACCGCACGGGAGUACGUGACGGCACUCCAGACUUUGAUGCGCCGCCACGGAGGGAUAACCCCGGAGGACCGCCUGGAGCGCAUCUAUCAUAACUUGCGGCCGGAAUACCACCUAUAUGCGCGCCGCAAUGAUUUCCUCGACCUCCCGGGACUACUGCGGCUCACCGAUGACUACGAGCGCGCCAGGCGUUAUGAACGGGAAUAUCAACCACCAAAGGGCAGGGAGAAGCCGAAGACCGCCGCCGCCGCCAUCAUCCCUGCAUACGACUCCCUGCGGGAAGGAGAGGGUACUCACCCGGAAUUGCCACGGCACGCCGGGAAACGCCAAGCAGACCGAGGAGAACGAGGGGGCCCCCCGGUCUACCGCCAGCCCGGACACCGGCGCGUAAGAGCCCAGCUGCCGAGCAUCAGCCCCCGAAAUGAAACAACCGAUCCGCGACCAUGGGGAACGAUCGAGAUCGCCGGGCAGCAACACGACGCCCUGCUGGAUUGCGGCGCAAUCCUUUCCUACGUGGCCGAGGAUACCGCCGAACGUAUACGACCGUACGCCCAAGUCCGCCGCAUCGCCGCCGCCGUGCAACUGGCCGAUGGACGAACCGGCCGAAUCGACGAGGAAAUGCGCGUCCAAAUACGCCUGGGGCGCUACCGCGGACUACAGACCUUCCACGUGCUGCCAGGGCUGACCUCCACCGUUAUCGCCGGCGUCCACCUGCUGCGCAAAGCCGGGUUCCGCUGGAGCCUCCCUACCAUCGCCGCCUUACGACCCGCCGAGACAUCUACCGCUGAGCCAACCGCCGGACUCACCGCCUGCUCCGAUGAACAAAACAUGGAACUACAAGCGCUGCUGGACGAGUUCUUGCCGAAAUUCACACAACUAAGGGGCACCACGCCGCUUACCGAACACCGCAUCCGCCUAAAAAGUGACCAGGAACCAAUACGGCAGCGAUACCGAACGUUUAACCCCGCUCUACAGGGAAUCAUUGAGAAAGAGAUCGACGAGAUGCUGCACGAAGGACACAUCGAGCCUACCAGCAGUCCCUGGAACUCCGGCGUGGUCUUGGCGAAGAAGAAAGACGGACGGUACCGCUUCUGCAUUGACUUCCGUAAGGUCAACGAAGUCACGGUACGAGAUGCCUACCCGCUACCACCAGUGCAACACAUUCUCGACCAACUACGAGAAGCCCGUUUCUUAUCAACCAUCGAUCUCAAGAACGGCUACUGGCAAGUCGCCCUGCACCCGGACAACAAUGAUACUGUUUUAUGUCUACCUUAA